CAGAGUAGGUGAUCUGUAACUUCCUGUUGACGCGAGGAUCCUGAACUGGGUGAAAGGUGGAGAAGACGACAGGCUGUCAUUCUUCAUCGGUAACCGUCUGAACGGACCCUUCGCCGGUUUCCUCCUCCACACACCUGACGAUGCUGCAGAACACCGGGAAGUUAGCCGGCCGCACGCUCUUCAUCACCGGAGCCAGCCGAGGGAUCGGUAAAGCCAUCGCUCUGAAAGCUGCCAGAGACGGCGCCAACAUCGUCAUCGCCGCCAAGACCGCCGAACCCCACCCCAAACUACCAGGAACCAUCUUCACCGCCGCUCAGGAGGUGGAGGCGGCGGGUGGGAAAGCGUUGGCGUGUGUCGUGGACAUUCGGGAUGAGCGGCAGAUCGGAGAAGCCGUUCAGAAAGCCGUCGAGCAGUUUGGAGGAAUCGACAUCCUGGUGAACAACGCCAGCGCCAUCAGCCUGACGGGAACUCUGGAGACGCCCAUGAAGAAGGUGGACCUGAUGCUGGGAAUCAACCUGAGGGGGACUUACCUGACGUCUAAGCUGGUCAUCCCUCACCUGCUGAAGAGUCGCAGUCCUCACAUCCUGAACCUGUCGCCUCCGCUCAACCUUAACCCCGUCUGGUUCAAGAACCACACAGCGUACACGAUGGCGAAGUACGGCAUGUCCAUGUGCGUCCUGGGAAUGGCCGAAGAGUUCCGGGGUCAGAUUGCUGUCAACGCCCUGUGGCCUCGAACCGCGAUCCAGACAGCAGCCAUGGAAAUGUUGGGCGGAGACGGCAUCGGUAAACAGUGUCGUACAGCUGACAUCAUAGCGGACGCCGCCUACGCCAUCCUGUCCCAACCGAAGGACUACACAGGUCACUUCCUGGUGGACGAGGACGUCCUGAAAGAACAGGGAGUCCAAGACUUCGAUCAGUACGCCGUCCAACCAGGUCACCCCCUGCUGCCGGACUUCUUCCUGGACGACGCACCAGAGGCACUGGUUGAACAGAUGGAGCAACACGGGGCGACACCAGCCUUCAAACCACCAUCAUCAUCAUCGGCCACGCCUCCCUCCAGUGGACCAAUAGAAAACACGUUUGAUGUAAUCAGAGGAGUCAUCAACGAAGACGUCGUCAAGUCGACGCAGGGCAUUUAUCAGUUUGACCUAUCAGGAGAACAUGGGGGCGUUUGGUUUCUGGACUUAAAGAGCGGCUCUGGCAGCGCGGGACAGGGCCAGCCGCCCGUCAAAGCAGACGUCGUCAUGACGAUGGACUCCAACGACUUCAGCAAGAUGUUCGCAGGGAAGCUGAAGCCCACGCUGGCCUUCAUGUCGGGGAAGCUGCGGAUCAAAGGCGACAUGACGCUCGCCAUCAAGCUGGAGAAACUGAUGGGCCGCAUGAACAAGGCCAAACUGUGAGACCGCCGGGACUGGACGCCAGCUGUACAUAUUGCCUUAAUAAAAUAAUGAUAAAACAACGAUGACGUGUUCAGACAUUAAUAAAAUCUACCUUGAUAGUAAA
Siniperca chuatsi (mandarin fish) is the source of this 1503-nucleotide messenger RNA. It is a transcript of the gene hsdl2, whose product is annotated as hydroxysteroid dehydrogenase like 2. The transcript has 11 exons. Gene Ontology annotation, cellular component: mitochondrion. The coding region runs from base 141 to 1400 and encodes 419 amino acids. NCBI's taxonomy places the organism in Eukaryota, Metazoa, Chordata, Actinopteri, Centrarchiformes, Sinipercidae. The record is from RefSeq and is a predicted model, not a curated record.